Messenger RNA from Chlorocebus sabaeus (green monkey), 903 nucleotides. NCBI's taxonomy places the organism in Eukaryota, Metazoa, Chordata, Mammalia, Primates, Cercopithecidae. The record is from RefSeq and is a predicted model, not a curated record.
AUGGCGGGCCCUCCAGUUCAGAUCCUUGGGGCCGGCUUGUGGGGAAGCAUGCUCUGCAAUCUGGCACUAAACAAAGUGCCUGGAAGCAUCAUCAAUAAAAUGGCAGCGCAUCUGCACAUUUCCCUCAUCGAUUUCCCUCUUCCAGCUGCUCAGGCUGCUCAGAAAUACAGCAAUCUUUCUCAUGCCGAAGGAAAGUCAAAAGGACCUAAGAAACUGCAAGGCAGUGAUACAAGUUUUCCUCAACAGCGGGGCUGGGGCUGUCGACAAUUUCUUAACUCACAGCCUCCUCAGUCGCCUCAGUCGACAAGGAAAGCAGCCCACGCAGCGGCCGCCGCGCCCGUGCCCGUGGCCUUUACUUGCUUUUGCCCUGAAGUUCAGUGUGGUGGUUUGGAGCUUGCAGGAAGAAACAAGCACACCCCCUCUGACUCUCCACAACCCAUCUUUGCCUUCUGCAACCGCUUCUCCUGCCCAUCGCUAGCUUUGGGGCCGCAGUUGCCAGGAACCGUGGAGGGCCAACUCCUCCCAGCCGCCCUGGUGCAAAGUCCCACGCGGCGAAGAGUUUUGGAGCAGCGCUUACCUAGAAAGAUGUUUAAAUCUGAACCAGAAAUUGUCUCCAACUCCAGGCGCUCAGGGAAUCGCCUUUUCCGGUGUCCAGGCGCUCUGCAGACAAAUAAACAGCAGAAGGUGAAUGGCGGCUGCGAGGGAAGGGAGUUGGAGGCCGGGAGUGGGAAGCGCGGCUCCUGUGGGCGCCAAGGUGGCCCUGGAGGUGACGCGAACACCAAGAAGUCGCCAGGGCACUCGUCCAUGCGGCGCACUCAUUGCUCGAAAUGUUCCAGUCUACAAAUGGCCCGAAGAUGGUGAUUUAUUUUUGUAAAAUAAAUACAUACUCCAUCUCCACACCCA